AUGUUAGAAAGGGACUGUGAAAAGCAAACACAACCACCUCCGGACCAGCCCUCGGAUUCAUGCAAUUCCAACGAUGGCACACAAAGAGGCACUGUUGCUGCCGACCGGUUAGCGCGCAAGCUAUCCCCUCGUCAAGUUCAGAUGAUUGCCAUUGGGGGAACGAUAGGGACUGCAUUAUUUCUUGGAACUGGAAACGCAUUAGCUAAGGGUGGUCCGGCAUCAAUGCUGAUUGCAUAUGCGGUCUGUGGUGGCAUAGUCUUCAUCACAAUGCUAAGUCUGGGCGAGAUGGUCGCAUUCAUGCCGAUAGCCGGAUCAUUCUGUACAUAUUCAGGCCGCUUUGUGGAUGAGUCUCUGGGGUUCGCCUUGACUUGGAACUACUGGGCUAACGAUGCGGUGUCCGUUGCCUCGGAUAUCAUAGCACUGCAGAUUCUGGUGGAGUACUGGACUGAUGCUUUCCCUGGCUGGGCUUCUAGCCUUAUAUGCCUUGCCUUCGUUCUGGGUUUGAACUUUUGCUCUGUUAAGGUUUAUGGAGAGACUGAGUACUGGUUGUCUCUACUCAAGGUUGUCACCAUAGUAGCCUUCAUCAUCGUCGGAAUCGUUGUGAACUGUGGUGCCAACACCCAACACACUUAUUUCGGCGACCGUUAUUUUUACGUUGGCGAUGCCCCAUUCGUGGGUGGAAUCAAGGGAUUCGCUUCUGUCUUCGUAACAGCAUCUUUCGCCUAUGGUGGAACAGAAAAUGUUGCAAUCACAGCUGGCGAGACAAAAAACGCCGCUCGAACAUAUCCCAGUAUUAUCCGCAACGUCUUCUGGCGAAUAAUCCUCUUUUUCAUCGUUUCAGUUGCCUUGAUCGGUCUCGAUGUACCGUACACAUUUCCCGGUCUCUCUAGCAAGACUUCCGCCACCAGCCCUUUCACAAUCGUCUUUCAAGAAGCUGGCAGCGCCGUAGCAGGAAGCUUCAUCAAUGCCGUGGUGAUCACGAGCGCGAUAUCAGCAGCUAAUCAUGCCCUCUUCGCGGGAUCUCGACUGAUGUACACCUUGGCCAUUGAUGGAUACGCCCCCUGUCAACUGAGCCGCUUGAACCGCUUCCAAAUCCCAUGGCUAGCAGUCCUGGCUACAGCAGUCAUAAGCGCACUAUGUUUUGGAGCCAGCAAAAUCGGCGCUGGUCAAGUCUGGACUUGGCUACAGAAUAUGGUCGGAGUCUCCAAUCAGAUCGCCUGGGCGUGUAUUUGCUUUACAUCCCUUCGCUUCCGUGCUGCCAUUCGCCGUCAGAACUUGGAUCAUCUUCUUCCCUUCAAAAACUUCACGUAUCCUGUGGGCCCGGCCUUCGCAGUCGUUUUGAACAUCCUUCUUGUUCUCAUUCAAGGCUGGUCGUGCUUUAGCCCCGACUUUGAUGCUGUCAAGUUUGCUUCGUACUAUGUUGAGGUAGCAAUCAUGAUUGUCAUGGUCAUUGGCUGGAAAGUGUACAAGAGAACUAAACUUGUGCCCCUGGAUGAGAUGGACUUGUUAACGGAUCAGUACGAUCAUGCGAAAACAGGAAUUAUCGCAGAAACUGACGAACAGGAGAAUUCGCCUUUCUCAAUGUCUACUAUACUAGAAGGGAGACUCCUCAAGCAGGCCGUAGAUUGGCUAUUUUAA
Messenger RNA from Penicillium pulvis, 1638 nucleotides. Its product is annotated as amino acid permease. Gene Ontology annotation, cellular component: membrane. Gene Ontology annotation, molecular function: amino acid transmembrane transporter activity. The transcript has 5 exons. The coding region runs from base 1 to 1638 and encodes 545 amino acids. The record is from RefSeq and is a predicted model, not a curated record. NCBI's taxonomy places the organism in Eukaryota, Fungi, Ascomycota, Eurotiomycetes, Eurotiales, Aspergillaceae. Gene Ontology annotation, biological process: amino acid transmembrane transport.